Postia placenta MAD-698-R-SB12 is the source of this 804-nucleotide messenger RNA. RefSeq lists its product as hypothetical. The coding region runs from base 1 to 804 and encodes 267 amino acids. Gene Ontology annotation, biological process: proteasome-mediated ubiquitin-dependent protein catabolic process. Gene Ontology annotation, cellular component: proteasome regulatory particle, lid subcomplex; proteasome regulatory particle; cytosol. Lineage: Eukaryota; Fungi; Basidiomycota; Agaricomycetes; Polyporales; Adustoporiaceae. The record is from RefSeq and is a predicted model, not a curated record. The transcript is spliced from 6 exons.
AUGGCUCCCCCUCAACUCGUCACUCUAUUCAGGCAGCUGCAGCAAGCGUUUACUGCGCGCCCAUGCGACUUGCAAAAGUGCGGGACCUUGCUUGCACAACUCAAGAUCGGCCUUAUUGAAGCGGGCCUUUUGAUGCCUUCUGGGGACGAGAAUCUCGAGGACCUGGUAAUGGCUCGUGACGUACUCGAAGUCGGCGCGUUCUGGAGUAUACGCUCGCGAGAUAUACCAUCUUUCGACCGCUACUUCUCACAACUGCAGACAUUCUACAAUGAUUAUAGGUUUGCUUCAGUCCUUCCCCCCUCACCCCGCGAGUACCCCGUGCGCGGUCUCUACCUCAUCCGCCUCCUGACCCAGAACCGCAUCGCCGACUUCCACACGACCCUUGAAUCACUACCUCUUGCCGCAGACUCCCUCACUGCCAACCCCUACAUUCAGCACCCAGUCAACCUUGAGCGUUGGCUCAUGGAGGGCAGUUACAGCAAAGUUUGGAACGCACGGGAAGAGGCACCAGCAGAGGAGUACAAGUUCUUUGUGGACAGCUUGAUGGGAACUAUCAGGAACGAGAUUGCGCGUUGUGAAGAGGCAGCGUAUGAGAGCUUGCCAAUAAAGGACGCUGCCACAUUACUGUUUUUCACAAGUCAGUCCGAACUUCUGAGCUUCGCACAACAGCGGGGGUGGCAAGUCAACGUGUCUGCAGGAACCAUUGCAUUCGCAAAGAAGGGCGAGGAGAAGACCGAGAUUCCGAGGGAGAAACUCAUUCAGACGAAUUUGAAGCUAGCGCGAGAACUAGAGCAGAUCAUUUAG